Molecule: messenger RNA, 835 nt
Organism: Fragaria vesca subsp. vesca
Lineage: Eukaryota; Viridiplantae; Streptophyta; Magnoliopsida; Rosales; Rosaceae
Product: DNA-directed RNA polymerases I, II, and III subunit RPABC3-like
Exons: 3
Coding region: 56-562 (168 amino acids)
Biological process (GO): DNA-templated transcription
Cellular component (GO): RNA polymerase III complex; RNA polymerase I complex; RNA polymerase II, core complex
Molecular function (GO): DNA-directed RNA polymerase activity
Source: RefSeq, a predicted model, not a curated record
UCCCAUAAAAGUAGCUUCAAUCUCUCUUCUCUGUUGCUCACAGCAAUCGCUCAGGAUGGUGGAUCGUCUUUUCGAGGACAUAUUUGAGGUCCUGCGAUUGAACCCAGAUGGCAAAAAGUUCGAUAAAGGUAUCAUCAUCAUCUGUUUUCUUCGAUUUUAUGCAUCAAAAUUGUUUUCACUCAAACUCGAACUGUUGGUAGUAACCCGAGUUGAAGCAAAGAGUGAGACUUGCGACAUGUUCAUGCACCUUGACGUGAAUUCCGAGGUGUACCCCAUCAAAGAAGGCGAGAAAUUCUCCAUGGCUCUCACCUCUACCCUCAAUCUUGAUGGCACCCCUGACUCUGGCUAUUUCACCCCGGGAAAUCGCAAGACAUUGGCUGAUGAAUAUGAAUAUGUCAUGCAAGGGAAACUUUACAAAAUUUCAGAAGGCUCUAAACGUGAUCCUAAAGCGGAGGUAAAUGCUUCAUUUGGUGGCCUUCUAAUGAUGCUGAAGGGGGAAUCCGCUCAAUUCAAGAACUUUGAACUUGAUCAGAGGUUGUUUCUCCUGAUUAGGAAGCUGUGAAUCUCUAUGGAAUUGCUUGUAGUGCUGUCCUGAUAUGUCUUUAACUUCGUUCAGAACUCUGACAGUUGACAUUUGGUUAGGAUGAGUACAGCUUACAUAAACCUGUUGUCACUGCAUCUAUUUUAAGUGGUGUGGAUGUGUGGUAUCAUUUAGAGACAUGAAUGGUAGGGCAGGUUACAGCUUUAUGAAACUCGUUUUUAUUUAGCUUAUUAUUUUAUGAAAUUUAACUAUAAAAUAAAAGUUUUGGCAAAACUAUGCCGUAUUACUUUAAUU